AUGACCACAAGUGAAUUUAUGACAAAAGUGGCAAAAAUCUUUAAUGUUCGGAAGGAUCUCAUUUGCAUUACGUAUAAACUCCCCAGUAGUAUAGAUGAUGAACAAGUGACUGUGGAGAUAGAAGAAAGAGACCCAAAUAGUCUCCAGCAUGCCAUUAAUGUUCUCAAGGAUUACUCUAAGUUAACCAUAGAAGUCAAGCUGCAACCAAACACAAUUGAUUUGCAAGUAAUGGAUGGAAAACGUGUAUUGCGCACAAAAGAAGUCAUUACUGAGGAAAUUAAAAGAAAUAUGGGGUUACACAGUGACACUGAAAAACGAACAAGGGGGUUUGUAGAUGCAAAGUGGACUGAACAGUGCUCUCAAUUAUUAUCAGAGGACUCAAGGUAUUUAUUGCAAUUUGACAAGUUGAAAGCUGGUGCAAAGUUAAUAUUUGGAAAUGAUGGCUACAUCCUUAAUCCAGUCCAGGUGAUUUGCCCAGUUUGUUUGGAAAUUAAGAUUUUGAGUUCAAUGAACCAACUUCGAUCAUUGUCUCAACAUUUCAAAGAAGUGCACUUCCAUGAUCCAAGAGGAAUAAGCAUUAUUAAACGACUUAAUGCAUGGAUGGAAAAUAAUUUUAUUUCUGCAGAACAACUUGAUCAGGAAGCACCACUUCCUGAUGGACUUGUCUCACCACAGGAAAUGUUAUUAACUCCACCGCGGGUCAGGGCAGUUGUCCUGGCCCGUGACAUUUCUUAA
This is a messenger RNA of Paramuricea clavata, 735 nucleotides long. The record is from the annotation of a GenBank genome assembly. Lineage: Eukaryota; Metazoa; Cnidaria; Anthozoa; Malacalcyonacea; Plexauridae.